AUGGCAUUCAAGCUCUGGUCUAUCGUCUCCCUCGUCGCGCUCGCCGCCGUCGCGAGUGCUGCCCCGAGUCGCCGGACGGUGUGCUCUGACGGCACCGUCGUCCCUGACUCGGUGUGCUGCGAGUUCAUCCCCCUCGCAGAAGCUCUCCAGACGCAGGUCCUUAUGGGCGACUGUGGCGAGGAUGCUCACGAGCUCCUCCGUCUCACUUUCCACGACGCGAUCGCUAUCUCUCGCAGCCAGGGUCGCGCUGCUGGUGGAGGAGCCGAUGGUUCGAUGCUCAUCUUCCCGACCGUCGAGCCUGCCUUCUUCGCCAACCUCGGUAUCGCCGACUCCGUCAACAACCUCAUCCCCUUCCUGUCGCAGUUCCCCAAGAUCUCCGCCGGCGACCUCGUCCAGUUCGCAGGUGCUGUCGCCAUCACUAACUGCCCUGGUGCUCCGCAACUCGAGUUCCUUGCUGGUCGCCCUAACGCGACCGCCCCUGCCGUCGACGGUCUGAUCCCCGAACCGCAGGACAGCAUCACGGACAUUCUGAACCGGUUCGACGAUGCAGGAGGGUUCACGCCGUUCGAGGUCGUCUCCCUUCUCGCUUCCCACACGGUCGCUCGUGCCGAUCACGUCGACCCCACUCUCGACGCCGCGCCUUUCGACAGCACGCCCUUCACCUUCGACACGCAGAUCUUCCUUGACGUGCUCCUCAAGGGUACCGGCUUCCCCGGUCUGGGCAACAACACCGGCGAGGUCUCCUCACCGCUCCCCCUGACGAACGGCACCGACGUCGGCGAGCUCCGUCUCCAGUCCGACUUUGGCCUCGCCCACGACGAGCGCACGGCCUGCUUCUGGCAGGGCUUCGUUGACAAGCAGGACUUCAUGGCGUCGUCCUUCAAGGCUGCCAUGGCCAAGCUCGCCGUCCUCGGCCACAACACUAACGACCUGGUCGACUGCUCCGCUGUCGUACCCCAGCCGAAGCCCGCCGUUGUGCCGUCCGCGGCGUUCCCGGCCACCAAGAGCGCGGCGGAUCUCGAGCUGUCGUGCAACAGCGAGCGGUUCCCCACCCUCACCACUGACCCCGGCACCCAGGAGACUCUGAUCCCGCACUGCUCGGACGGCAGCAUGGAUUGCGAGAGUGUCCAGUUCGACGGCCCGGCGACCAACUUCGGUGGUGACGAUGACUCGUAG
Molecule: messenger RNA, 1176 nt
Organism: Dichomitus squalens LYAD-421 SS1
Lineage: Eukaryota; Fungi; Basidiomycota; Agaricomycetes; Polyporales; Polyporaceae
Gene: MnP4
Product: manganese peroxidase
Exons: 8
Coding region: 1-1176 (391 amino acids)
Biological process (GO): hydrogen peroxide catabolic process; cellular response to oxidative stress; response to reactive oxygen species
Molecular function (GO): heme binding; peroxidase activity
Source: RefSeq, a predicted model, not a curated record